Sceloporus undulatus (fence lizard) is the source of this 9807-nucleotide messenger RNA. Its product is annotated as E3 SUMO-protein ligase RanBP2-like. Gene Ontology annotation, cellular component: nuclear pore; cytoplasm. The record is from RefSeq and is a predicted model, not a curated record. Gene Ontology annotation, biological process: NLS-bearing protein import into nucleus; protein peptidyl-prolyl isomerization; protein folding. Gene Ontology annotation, molecular function: peptidyl-prolyl cis-trans isomerase activity; GTPase activator activity; protein binding. NCBI's taxonomy places the organism in Eukaryota, Metazoa, Chordata, Lepidosauria, Squamata, Phrynosomatidae.
GUCGACGUCACCGCUCUGCGAGAAGCGACCUCCUCGGGGCUCGGCUCGGCUGAGCUGCCACUCUCCUCCUCCCCUUCGGAGCCUAAGGGGCGACAGUGCGGCCCUUCCUGGCCGGGGGGGCUCCUGGGCGUCCCCAUCAUGAUGAGGCGCAACCGGGCGGAAGUGGAUCGCUACGUGUCCUUGCAGGCCUCGGCCCCUUCUCCCAGAGAGAAAUCCAUGAAAGGAUUCUUUUUCGCCAAGCUGUACUAUGAAGCAAAGGAAUAUGAACUUGCUAAAAGGUACAUAUCUACAUACCUUGCCGUUCAAGAAAGAGAUCCCAAGGCACACAAAUUCUUGGGGCAACUCUAUGAAGCUGAAGAUAACAUAGAGAAAGCUGUAGGCUGUUACAAGCGCUCAGUGGAGUUGAACCCAACACAGAAAGAUCUUAUAUUAAAAAUUGCUGAACUACUAUGCAAUAAUGACAUUACUGAUGGAAGAGCAAAAUACUGGGUUGAGAGAGCAGCCAAGGUGUUUCCUGGAAGUCCUUUAGUUUUCCGCCUGAAGGAGCGUCUAUUGGAUUGCAAAAGUGAAGAUGGAUGGAAUCAGCUUUUUGAUUUGAUCCAGUCAGAACUGCAUGCCAGACCAGAUGAUGUAUACGUUAAUAUCAGAUUAGUGAAAUUGUAUUUGUCAAACAAAAGACUUAGAGAUGCUGUGACACAUUGUCAAGAAGCAGAGAAGAAAAUUUCCUUGAAGUCAAGCUUGGAAUGGUGCUCGUGUGUUGUACAGACACUUAAGGAAUAUCUGGAAUGUGCACAGGAGUCUGAAUCUGAUAAAAGUAACUGGAGAAAGAUACAUCGUGAUCUUUUGUUGGCUUACUCCAAUCUGGUUGUAAUGACACUUUCAAACAGAGGUGUAGAGGAAAGCAGAGAAUCCCUUGAAAGUUUUGAUCAUGCUCUUCAUUCAGUGAAGCCACAUGUAGCUGGAAAUGAUGAACUUUCUAUAACUUUCCUGGAGAUGAAAGGCCACUUCUAUAUGCAUGCUGGAACGCUGCUCUUGAAAAUGGCCCAGCAAAGCGAGAUGUUAUGGAGGGCCAUUUCUGAAUUGGCUGCUUUGUGUUACCUUCUAGCUUUUCAGGUUCCAAGACCAAAAUCAAAACUAAUAAAAGGAGAUCAAGCUGAACAAGAAAAGUUGGAAAUAUUAGCCUGUGACCGACUAAGCCAAUCUGGACAUAUGCUAUUAAAUCUGAGCUAUGGCAAGCCAGACUUCUUCAAGGAGAUUGUUGAAUCAUUUGCAAACAAGAGUGGCCAGUCAGCUUUAUUUGAUGCAUUAUUUGGGAAUGGUUCUUCUCGAGAAAACUCAUUCCUUGGCACUGAUGAUAUCAGAAAUGUUAGUGUACAAGGACCAGAAUAUAUAGAACUAACUAGAUACGAUAUUGGUGCCAUUAGAGCUCACAGUGGUAGUCUCCAACACCUAACAUGGCUGGGUCUGCACUGGAAUUCACUACCAACACUACAAGUCAUUCGCAAAUGGUUAAAACAGCUUUUCCAUUUGCCCCAGGAAACUUCAAGACUUGAGACAAAUGCUCCUGAAUCAAUUUGCAUGUUGGACCUUGAAGUGUUUCUACUUGGGGUGAUAUUCACUAGCCACUUGCAAUUACAAGAAAAAUUCAGUACUCAGUACUCUGCACAUUAUCCUCGAUUUCUGCCACUUCCUGUAUACAAACAACUUUGUACUGAGAGGCAAAGGGCCUGGUGGGAUGCUGUAUAUGCUCUAAUUCACAAACGAGCUGUGCCUGGGACAGCAGCAAAAGUGAGGAUUCUAGUUCAACAUGAGAUAAGUAUCCUUAGAGCUCUUGGAAAACAUGGUCUUCAACCAGCCCUGAUCGUGCACUGGGCAAAAAGUCUCCUUAAAACAGGCUGUAGCCUUAAUUCAUUCUAUGACCAAAGAGAAUAUAUUGGACGAAGUGUUUAUUACUGGAAAAAAGUUCUGCCAAUGUUGGAAACAAUCAAGAAGAAGAGGAGUAUUUCUGAACCAAUUGAUCCCUUGUUUAAACAUUUCCAUAGUGAAGAUAUCCAGGUUUCUCAGGUUGAUGAAUAUGAAGAAGAAGCACGCAUAGCUUUUGCUGUUUUGGAUGCUGUUGAUGGAAAAACAGAGGAUGCUAUGCAAGCAUUUGAAGCCAUUAAAAAUGUUGUUGCAUAUUGGAAUCUUGCUCUGAUUUUCCAGAGGAAAGCUGAAGAGAUGGAGAAUGAUGGCCUGUCACUAGAAGAACAAGAAGAAUGCAGGAAUAAUCUAAAGAGGAGCAGGGACUAUCUCCUAAAGAUAAUUAAUCAAAGCUUUACAGAUACUUCAGUAAUUGAAAAGUUACCUGUAUCAAUAGAGACAGUUAAGGAGAUGCUGGAAUGUGUAAUGCAGGAACUUGGGGACAAUGGUGAAGAACCACGUCUUGCUUUAAACAAUGAUUUGAGCCAACCAGCAGAAGCAGAAAUUAAACAUUCUACUCCAUCACCAACAAAAUUUUCUUUAUCUCCAAGUAAAAGCUACAAGUUUUCUCCCAAAACUCCCCCUCGAUGGGCAGAGGACCAAAAAACUCUACUUCAGAUGAUCUGUCAACAAGUAGAAUCUAUUAAGAAUGAGAUGCAAGAAAUGAAACUUAACAAUUCAAAUACAAACAUGUCUCAUCGGUGGCCUGCUGAAAGCUAUGCAACAGAGACUAUGCCAGAUGGUUAUCAAGGAGCACAGAACUUUCACGGAGCACCAUUGACUGUUGCUACAACAGGUCCAUCUGUAUACUACAACGCAUCUCCAGCUUAUAAUUCCCAAUAUCUUUUAAGGACUGCAGCCACCAAUGUGACCCCCACAAAGGCUCCUGUCUAUGCCAUGAACAGGCUUACACCUCAGCAGCAUAUAUACACAUAUCAGCAGCCAAUGCAUACUCCUCCACUGCAGAACACUUCUGCUUGUAUGUUUUCACAAGAAAUGUAUGGUACGCCACUGCGUUUUGAUUCUCCUGCAACUGGAAUUUUGUCUCCCCAUGGUAAUGAGGACUAUUACAAUUAUAGCGUACCUCCAACAAGCACAAACCCACCACUCCCUGAGCCAGGCUAUUUCACAAAGCCUUCAGCAGCUCCCUCAGUUUCCAGAUCUGCAGAAUCAAAAGUUAUUGAAUUUGGGAAGCCUAACUUUGGGCAACCUAUACCAACAGAGGGAGCAAAAUCCUCUUCAUUGAUAACUUCAGUUCAGUCCACACAGCCAACUACUUUCAAAUUUAAUUCCAACUUCAAAUCUAAUGAUGGUGAUUUUACUUUUUCAUCACCUCAAGUUGUAACACAGCCCCAUAGUACAGGCUACAGUAACAGUGAUAGUCUUUUGGGUCUUCUGACAUCAGACAAACCUAUCAAAGAAGAUCGAUACACUGGACAGAAACCACUUGCCGAAUGUGCUGCCGGGCAGCGCAACAUCUUCAGCUUUGGUGGCAAGAAUAUUUCAGGCAUUUCAUUUACAGAUAAAAUAGGUCCAAAUCAGCCUAAGCCUUCAGGUGUUGGUAAAGGUGAAGUAUUCAGCUUCCAGGAACCUGGUAAACCCAUAUUUGGUACUCCCAGUUCAGAUGUAGCAAAUAGAAGUCAUGAGACAGAUGGAGGAAGUCUCCAUGGUGGAGAAGAUGAUGAGGAUGGGCCUCAUUUUGAACCUGUUGUACCAUUACCUGACAAGAUUGAAGUAAAAACUGGUGAGGAAGAUGAAGAAGAGAUCUUCUGCAACAGAGCAAAACUCUUUCGUUUUGAUAGUGAAUGCAAAGAAUGGAAAGAGAGAGGUGUUGGUAAUGUGAAAAUUCUAAAGCAUAAAAUCACUGGCAAAAUCCGUCUUCUAAUGAGACGGGAACAAGUGCUGAAAAUUUGUGCAAAUCACUACAUCAAUCCUGAUAUGACUUUGAAACCAAAUGCUGGGUCAGAAAAAUCAUUUGUAUGGCAUGCAUUGGACUAUGCAGAUGAAUUGCCAAAACCUGAACAACUUGCCAUCAGAUUUAAAACACCAGAAGAAGCAAUGCUUUUCAAGAGCAAGUUUCAAGAGGCCCAGAAUAGUUUGAAGGGCUUUGGAACCGAAGUUAAUCAACAGGCUGCUCAGGAUGUUGAAUUCUCAAGAGAAAAUACUUAUCAGGGUGUAAAUGAUUCUAGUAAACCUGAUCCUGGCUUCUUGAACUCUGGAUUCCAUUUCAAGAGUGGGACUUCCUCUGCAAUUGGUAACUGUCAAGUUCCUGGUCCUGAUUUCAACAAUGCAGCAAAAAACACAAAUACCAAAAGCACCUUUACCAUUACACCAAGUGGAGCUACACCUGCAUCCUUUUCUUUUAGUAAGGAAGUCUUGGGAACACACGUUACACAUGGAUUUGGCGAACAGUUCAUGUUGAAGAAAGAUCAGUGGGAGUGUAACACUUGCCUUGUUAGAAAUAAAAUUACUGCACAGAAUUGUAUCGCAUGCCAGACUCCAAAUCCAUCUAAUAGGGAAGCACUCCCAGUAGAUUCAGGAUCUUUCAAACUUCAUCAUGAAGGUACAGAGAGUACAUUUGGACUUAGUUCUGCUAAAAAAGAGAACCAGUGGGAAUGCAGAGUUUGUUCUAUGGGAAAUGAAGCCAGUGCAUCUCACUGUAUUAAUUGCAAGAAUCCCAGUGGUAUUAACACGCCAGUCUUUCUUCCCCAGACUACAUUCAAAUUUGGCCAAAUGGACACUUCUAAGGUCCUACCAAGUGGGUUUGGUUCUAGCUUUAUGAAAAAGGAAGGCCAGUGGGAUUGCAAUGUAUGUCUAGUACGAAAUGAAGGCUCUUCACCAACUUGUGCAGCUUGUCAGGCUCCAAAUCCAUCCAGUGGUGCUCUGGUUCUACCUGCUAAUGCUCCACAACCUGUGUUUGGAUUUAAAAACAAAUUAUCCCAACCCACUGGAGGACCACAGGGCACGGGUUUUAAAUCUGACAUAACAGAGAAAGGUUUUAAAUUUGGCCAUGCCACAGAACAAGGGAAGUCUUCCUUCACAUUUCAGAUUCCUGCUAGUACUGAAACUAAACCUCUAAAAGGAGGAUUUAAUUUUUCAAUGCCUGUGCCUGCAGGAGAAUUUAAAUUUGGAAUACAAGAGCCUAAUAAAGAUGUUGCAAAUGAACAGAGCAAAGAAGGUGCUGUCUUGAAAGGUCUUGAUGAAAAAGCAAAGCUAUUUGAGGAAAACACUGUACUCAAAUCACAUGAUGUGUCUAGCAAGCAACAUGGUGAUUUAGUUUUUGGCCAACAUAGUAGUACUUUCACUUUUGCUGACCUUGCAAAAACUGGUGAAGGGUUUCAAUUUGGCCAAAAAGAUCCAAAUUUCAAGGGCUUUACAGGUGCUGGUGAAAAGCUCUUUUCUUCUCAAGCUGCUAAAACAUCUUCCAAAGCAAAUACUUCUGCUGAUCUUGAGAAGGAUGAUGAUGCGUAUAAGACAGAAGAUAGUGAUGACAUUCAUUUUGAGCCUGUUGUUCAAAUGCCUGAAAAAGUGGAGCUUGUCACAGGUGAAGAAGAUGAAACUGUAUUAUAUUCGCAAAGAAUAAAACUUUUUAGGUUUGAUGCAGAAGUUAGCCAAUGGAAAGAACGUGGUGUUGGCAACUUGAAAAUUCUUAAAAAUGAAGUUAAUGGUAAACUACGGAUGAUCAUGCGCCGUGAGCAGGUAUUGAAGGUUUGUGCAAACCACUGGAUCACAACUACUAUGAACCUAAAGCCUCUCUCCGGUUCAGACAAAGCAUGGAUGUGGUUAGCCAGUGACUUCUCUGAUGGCGAUGCAAAGCUGGAGCAGUUGGCAGCUAAAUUCAAAACACCAGAACAGGCUGAGGAAUUCAAACUGAAAUUUCAAGAGUGUCAGAGACUGUUGCUGGAUAUACCACUCCAAACCCCUCACAAACUCGUGGAUACUGGCAAAACAGCAGAGCUCAUACAGAAGGCUGAAGAAAUGAAAAGUGGAUUAAAAGAUCUCAAAACUUUCCUGACAGAUGAGAAAACUAAACUCACAGAUGAAGAGAGCAAAAGCUCUGUAUCUGCCACAAACACAUCAGAUUUGGUUAUAAAGCCACAUGCUGAAAGUACUGGGCCUACUUUAGAGUGGGAUAAUUAUGACCUACGUGGGGAUGCGCUGGAUGAUGGAACAGAUAAUUCUGUGUAUGCAUUGCCUCGGGCUAGUAGCCCAGUGCGAAAGAAUCUGUUUAGAUUUGGAGAGUCUACCACAGGUUUUAACUUCAGUUUCAAGUCUGCACUAAGUCCUUCAAAGUCUCCCUCCAAACAUAACCAAAGUAGGACAUCUAUAGGCACAGAUGAAGAGUCUGAUGCUACCCAAGAAGAUGAAAGAGAUGGCCAGUAUUUUGAACCAGUGGUACCUUUACCUGAUUUAGUAGAAGUAACAAAUGGUGAAGAGAAUGAGCAAGUUGUCUUCAGUCACCGAGCUAAACUGUAUAGGUUUGAUAAAGAUGCUAAUCAGUGGAAAGAGAGGGGUAUUGGAGACAUAAAGAUCUUGCAAAACUAUGACACUAAGCAAGUUCGUAUAGUUAUGAGAAGGGACCAGGUAUUAAAAGUUUGUGCUAAUCACAGAAUAACACCAGAUAUGCACAUCCAGCAAAUGAAAGGCACAGAACGAGCAUGGGUAUGGACUGCAUGUGACUUUGCUGAAGGUGAAAGAAAAGUAGAGCUCUUGGCUGUACGAUUUAAACUCCAGGAUGUUGCUGACUCUUUUAAGCAGAUUUUUGAAGAAGCAAAACAUGCUCAAGAAAAAGACACUUUAAUAACACCACUCUCUUCACGUGCCAAUACCCCAAAGGAAUCCCCAUGUGGAAAGAUUGCUGUUGCAGUAUUGGAGGAAACCACCAGAGAAAGAACUGAUUUAAAGCAGGAAGAAGAAACUGUUAUACAAACUGCAGAGCCUUCAGUGGUGGUGAGCACUUCUGAAACACCAACAAAAGCUGUGGUUUCACCACCCAAAUUUGUGUUUGGCUCAGAAUCUGUUAAAAGUAUUUUUAAUAAUGGAAAAUCAAAGCCUUUCACAUUUGGAAAUACAUCAGCAGCAGGAUCUCUCUUUGGCUUCAGUUUUAAUGCUCCUCCCAAGAACACAAGCGAUAGUUCAGAAUGUCAAGUAAUGAAAGAAAAAGAACCGGACAGCAUGCAUGACACAACAACUUGCAAACCUGCUGAACAUCAAGGAAGUGGUGUUGCUGGUUGGAAAUCCUCAGAUGGCAAAGGAGAUGUUCAGGGAGCUACUUCAAAAGUGGAAGGACUUCCUAAUUUUUCAUUUAAAACAUUGGGAAAAGGAUUUAAUUUUAGCCUUUUUAAAUCUAACCCAAUGGCCUUUUGGAGCAGCACAUCUACCUCUCAACCAUGUAGUAAAGCAGUUGAGGUUAAGAAAGAACCAGAUACAGACACAUCAGAUGAUGUAUUGAUUGUAUAUGAGUUAACACCCACUCCUGAGCAAAGAGCUCUUGCAGACUCACUUAGAUUGCCUCCAACAUUCUUCAGCUACAAAAACAAACCUGGAUAUCUGAGUGAAGAUGACGAUGAUGAGGACUAUGAAACAGCUGUGAGAAAGCUUAAUGGAAAGUUAUAUCCUGAUGAACCCAAAGAACAUACAAAGCUACAGGAAACUGACCCAAGAGAAGGUGAAGCAGAAAGUAAGGAUGAAUGUGUUCUCGUGUGGGAGCAGAAACCAACUCCUGAAGAAAAGGCUAAAGCAGAGACUCUGAAGCUUCCUCCAACCUUUCUUUGUGGUAUUAGUAGUGAUACUGAUGAAGACAAUGAGAACUUGGAAGAUUUCCAGACAGAACUUAGAAAAGUUCAAGAGGCUAAAGAAGCUCAGGUAGAAGAAGUAACCAGUUCAACAGAUGACAAAUGCACCACUAAGGAAGAUAUGGUUGUUGUAGAAGCCAGUAAAAGUGAAGAGCUAGAUUCUACUACAGCAAGUAAAACUGAAGAACCAGAUUCUACCACCAAACCUACACAUACUAUACAGGCUUUAUUAGGAACUGAUGACAAACCUGUUGACUUGUCAACUAAAAAAGAAAGUGAUUUGAAUACUUUAGCUUCUGCAAACCAAGAGAACAAACCUUUCUCAUUUGCCCUUGGCAACAUACCUGGCUUAUCAUUUGCUGACCUGGCUUCAAAUAAUUCUGGGGAUUUUGCUUUCGGUUCUAAAGACAAAAACUUCAAGUGGGCAAAUACAGGAGCAACUGUAUUCGGAGUAGAGACGGUCACUAAAGGAGAUAAUGAAGAAGAUGCAAGUGAUGAGGAAGUUGUGCAUAAUGAUGAUAUUCACUUUGAACCAAUAGUAUCACUGCCAGAGGUUGAGGUGAAGUCAGGAGAAGAAGAUGAAGAAAUUAUCUUCAAAGAAAGAGCAAAACUUUACAGAUGGGACAGAGAAGUAAAUCAAUGGAAAGAACGUGGUGUUGGAGAAAUAAAGAUCCUCUUCCAUACACAGAAGAAGUGCUAUAGAAUAUUAAUGAGAAGGGACCAAGUUCUCAAAGUCUGUGCAAACCAUAUUAUCACAAAAACAAUGGACUUAAAACCCCUGAAUACCUCAAACAAUGCAGUGGUUUGGACUGCAACAGAUUAUGCUGAUGGUGAAGCUAAGAUAGAACAGCUUGCUGUCAGAUUUAAAAGUCAAGAUCUAGCCGACUCCUUCAAGAGGAGAUUUGAAGAGUGUCAACUAAGCUUGUCAGAGCUGCAGAAGGGUCAUGUAUCCCUGACAGCAGAAUUGUCAAGAGAGACUAACCCUAUGGUCUAUCUUGAAGUUUCUGCAGAUGAUGAGCCAUUAGGGCAUAUAACUAUAGAAUUAUUUUCAAAUAUUGUUCCUCGAACUGCUGAAAACUUCAGGGCAUUAUGCACAGGAGAAGUAGGAUUUGGAUUCCGGAACUCAGUAUUUCACAGAAUAAUUCCAGAUUUUAUCUGCCAAGGAGGCGAUAUCACUAGACACGAUGGCACUGGUGGAAAAUCCAUUUAUGGUGAUUCAUUUGAGGAUGAAAACUUUGAAGUAAAACAUACUGGGCCUGGCUUAUUGUCAAUGGCUAAUCGUGGCAGAGACACCAAUAAUUCUCAAUUCUUUAUUACUCUCAAAAAGGCAGAGCAUUUGGACUUUAAACAUGUUGUUUUUGGUUUCGUAAAGGAUGGUAUGGAUGUUGUGAAAAAAAUGGAAUCCUUUGGUUCUCCUGGUGGAGCACUGUCAAAAAUUAUUAUGAUUACAGACUGUGGACAAAUAUAAAAGCAUUGCUUUAACAUGUAUGCAGAUUAGAAGAUCCAUGUGCAGCAGAUUUAGACAAUAUUACAUUCAGGUUUUUUUUAACAAAAAUUGAACAUUUUUCAUGUAUAAAUGUAAAAUUACAGCUUAUAGCUGAGUACUUUUUAAAAAUGUGUUUCAAUUGACUGCAUGUUGUGAAAUAAAAGUUCAAACACUGGUAAAUUUCAGGUGUAUUUUUGUUUCCUCCUGAUUUUUGUAUUAAAUAAUUUAAAAUGAAAUUAAAGGAAUCUGGAGUUCUGUUAUUCUGGGUUGUUUAAGUUUACCAGUUUAACUAAUAAAUAAAAUUAGUAGCUAGUUCAUAAUUACUGCUUUUAUUCCUCUUACCUUCCCUGAAUCAUAGGCAGCUCUGAAAUAAUUCAUUGUUUUUGCACUUAGUCAUCUUGAUAAACAAAUUGACUCUACUUUUUGUUUCUCUAAAUGUAAUUUGAUAUUUCAGUAUUACCUUAAAUUUACUGAACAAUUUAACUUUGGUUCUGGAUGAUGUGAGAUUUAAACCUUGUAUAUUUUGGAAUGGAAAAGCCUUCUGUCAUCAAUAAAUUAACUGUAAUA